AACGCCACUUUCAAGAGUAGAAUGAAUUGGCAUAACCAGCAGAAUAUCGUACGCCUGAGUCUAUAACGAUGAUCUAAAACGACUCCGAGGUAAGCUUACUAUUCACGUGGUGUAGAUUUGGUGUCCGAGAUGUAAAGUGACAUCAUCUGGUGAGUAGCAGACCCUGAGAUCGGAGCUGGAGCAGUAUUUAUCCACUCGGUGAUAAGUACUAUGGAGACCGGCGGAGUGCCGGGUGAUUUCCUGGCUCCGGUGCAGAUUUUCAAUCAAUGCGGGCCAAAAAUAGGUGGACAAAGUCCCAUCUUUGUACGGGUGGCUGGUUAUGGAGGGGCCACAGGCGACGCUCCGUUGCUGUGGCAGGGGAUCGCAGUGGACCCGGCGCGGCCUGAACAACCUAAAGAUGCAGCAUCCAUCACCCACACUUUCCGGUGUUCAAACCGGCUUGCUCGAGUGAGGCGAACUCGGCAGAAAUUACUACAGGAAGAAGAGUUUUUAGCAACACUAAUCUGUUGAUCGCCGCUGCAAAACCGUCGCAUAAUACUGGCCCUCGACAGAUCGUACGAUUAAACAGGUCGCAGUCUCCAGCUGCGCCG
Molecule: messenger RNA, 590 nt
Organism: Aspergillus piperis CBS 112811
Lineage: Eukaryota; Fungi; Ascomycota; Eurotiomycetes; Eurotiales; Aspergillaceae
Exons: 2
Coding region: 211-510 (99 amino acids)
Source: RefSeq, a predicted model, not a curated record